This is a messenger RNA of Microsporum canis CBS 113480, 219 nucleotides long. RefSeq lists its product as uncharacterized. Bases 1 to 219 code for a protein of 72 amino acids. The record is from RefSeq and is a predicted model, not a curated record. The transcript is spliced from 2 exons. Lineage: Eukaryota; Fungi; Ascomycota; Eurotiomycetes; Onygenales; Arthrodermataceae.
AUGAGCCAACCAACUGUCAUGCUUCGAACCUCGCUUCGGCGCUUUUCUGCCCAAGCACCCAAGCCAGAGAGCAGAGCUCAGCGAUAUCUGGCAGCAUCAUGUAUUGUCUCUGGUGUCCUGCUGCCGUUUAUUCCGCCGGCCUUGGAGAGCUCUCGGGGAAGGAAGCUCGAUCAACCGCCUACAAACAAAUAUCCUCCCCUUUGCUUCCAUGCACGCUAA